Messenger RNA from Solea solea (common sole), 11375 nucleotides. It is a transcript of the gene fbn3, whose product is annotated as fibrillin 2b. The transcript has 65 exons. The record is from RefSeq and is a predicted model, not a curated record. Lineage: Eukaryota; Metazoa; Chordata; Actinopteri; Pleuronectiformes; Soleidae. Gene Ontology annotation, molecular function: calcium ion binding. Bases 297 to 8969 code for a protein of 2890 amino acids.
UGUGUCCCCUCCCCUCUCCCUAACAGGGCAAUUCCCUAACUUUUCUCUUUUUCUCACAAGGCUAUAGUUAAAUAUUCCAUUCUGGAGCGCAUAUCCUGUCUCAAAUUCCGACUCUGGGCUCCUCGACGCCAAAGGCUCUCCAGUUGUUGCAAGCCCCUACACUGGUGUGCACACCAGGACUGGAUCCAGGUCUAGAUCUUCCUGUUCACCCUGGGUCCACCCCGGUGAACGGACAGUCAAGUAAGUGAGUGGUAACGACGGGGUGCUGCACUUGGAGGAACAGCCAGACAGAACCAAUGGGAUCAGGGAAUCUGGCUCAGAUGCUGCUGCGAUGGGCAGCGGUGUGUCUUGCAGCGGUCAAUGUGGCAUGUAGUCAAACUGGAAAUGCACCGUUUGAGGCGAGCCGCUUAACCAGUGCUGUGGACCAGAGAGCGGCGCAGCGGGUUCGACGCCGUGGCCAGGAGACACUGAGAGGGCCCAAUGUGUGUGGCUCUCGCUUUCAUUCAUAUUGCUGUCCAGGAUGGAAGACACUGCCCGGCGGGAACCAGUGUAUUGUUCCAAUUUGCAGGAAUUCCUGUGGCGAUGGCUUCUGUUCCAGACCCAACAUGUGUACCUGCUCGAAUGGUCAGCUCUCUCCCAGCUGUGGAGCAGGAGCAGGAGCAGGAGUUCAGUCCUGCAACAUCAGGUGUAUGAAUGGAGGCAGCUGCGCCGAGGAUUCGUGCUCCUGCUCGAAUGGCUACACAGGCAGCCACUGUGGCCAGCCUGUGUGUGAGAAAGGCUGUCAGAAUGGUGGACGCUGCAUCGGGCCCAACAGAUGCGCCUGUGUUUAUGGUUUCACCGGUCCACAGUGCGAGAGAGACUACCGGACUGGACCGUGUUUCACGCAGGUGAACAACCAGAUGUGUCAGGGACAGCUCAGCGGAAUCGUCUGCACCAAGACCCUCUGCUGUGCCACCAUUGGCCGAGCAUGGGGUCACCCCUGUGAGCAGUGUCCAGCCCAGCCACAUCCCUGCAGGAGAGGCUUCAUUCCCAACAUCCGCACCGGAGCCUGCCAAGAUGUGGACGAGUGCCAAGCUGUGCCCGGCAUGUGUGCGGGAGGUAACUGCAUCAAUACUGUGGGAUCUUACGAAUGUAAAUGUCCCGCUGGUCACCGUCAAAGUGAAACCAGCCACAAAUGUGAAGAUGUUGACGAAUGCAGCACCAUCCCUGGUGUGUGUGAUGGGGGAGAAUGCACCAACACUGCUGGUAGCUACGUCUGCACCUGUCCACGAGGCUACAUCUCCAGCACAGAUGGCUCCAGAUGUGUGGACCAGCGAGUGGGCACCUGUUUCUCUGCUCUGGCUAAUGGCCGCUGCGCUGCGGAGCUGAGUGGUCAGCACACCAAGAUGCAGUGCUGCUGUGACACGGGACGCUGCUGGGCUAUGGCACAGAUCCCUGAGAUGUGUCCUGUCAGGGGCACUGAUGAGUUCAGGCGUCUGUGUAUCGUGGGUGUUCCUCAGGUACAUGGUUUUCCUCAUGGUUACCCCAAUGGACACUUCCCUAGCAAUGGCAACGGUUUCAACUAUGGUCCCCAGUUCCCCAACGGACCUAAUGGGAACGGGAACGGCGGCAUCGGUGGCAACGGUGGAGGAAGCUUUGGAGGGAAUGGUGGGAGCUUUGGAGGCAAUGGAGGAAAUGGAGGCGGACGUUUCAACCACCAGCAUAUAGGCACCGUUUCUGUAAACGAGUCCAUUGACGUAUGCAAACACUUUACCAACCUCUGUCUAAAUGGACGCUGCAUUCCCACGCCUAUAAGCUACCGCUGUGAAUGCAACAUGGGCUACAAGCAGGAUGUUCGCGGGGAGUGUAUCGAUGUGGAUGAGUGUGUAAGUAAUCCAUGCAUCAAUGGAGAUUGUGUCAACACACCUGGAUCAUACCACUGCAAGUGCCAUGAGGGCUACACCGGGACAUCUACCAAACAAGCCUGUAUUGAUAUAGAUGAGUGUAUUAUGAAUGGGGUGAUGUGUCGCAAUGGCCGCUGUGUCAACACUGAGGGAAGCUUUCAGUGUAUCUGCAACGCCGGCUUUGAGCUCACUCCUGAUGGGAAGAACUGCAUCGAUCACGACGAAUGUGCCACCACCAAUAUGUGUCUCAACGGCAUGUGCAUCAACGAGGAUGGCAGCUUUAAGUGCCUCUGUAAGCCGGGCUUUGCACUAGCGCCGAACGGACGCUACUGUACUGACAUCGAUGAGUGUCAGACAUCAGGCAUUUGUAUGAAUGGCCGCUGCAUCAACUCCGAGGGCUCCUUCCGCUGCGAGUGUCCACCCGGCCUGGCUAUCGAUGUAGAUGGGAGAGUGUGUGUGGACACACACAUGAGGACCACCUGCUACGGUGCCAUAAAGAUGGGCACAUGCUCGCGUCCAUUUCCUGGUGCCGUGACAAAGUCCGAGUGCUGCUGUGCCAAUCCUGAACACGGUUUUGGAGAGCCUUGCCAACCCUGCCCCUCCAGAAACUCAGCUGAGUUCCAGGCUGUGUGCAGCAGCGGCAUCGGCAUCACGGCCGAUGGCAGAGACAUCAACGAGUGCGCUCUUGACCCAGACAUUUGUCAGAAUGGCAUCUGUGAGAACCUGAGAGGGAGCUACCGCUGCAUCUGCAACAUUGGCUACGAGUCCGACACCAGUGGCAAGAAUUGCGUCGACAUCAAUGAGUGUCUGGUGAACCGGCUGCUUUGUGACAACGGUCUCUGCAGAAACACGCCUGGCUCCUACUCCUGCUCCUGUCCCAAAGGGUUUGUCUUCAAACCUGAAUCAGAGACGUGCGAGGACAUCAACGAAUGCGAGUCCAGCCCAUGCAUCAAUGGAGCGUGUCGCAACGUGGCCGGGUCCUUCAACUGCGAAUGCGCCCAUGGCAGCAAACUGGACUCCACCAACACCAUCUGCGUGGAUAGCAUGAAGAGCACCUGCUGGUUGACAAUACAGGACAACCGCUGUGAAGUCAACAUCAACGGAGCCACGCUGAAGUCUGAGUGCUGCUCCACGCUGGGAGCCGCCUGGGGCAGCCCCUGUGAACCCUGUGAAAUCGACACCGCCUGUUCUCGGGGAUUUGCGCGUAUGAAGGGCCUAGUGUGUGAAGACAUCAAUGAGUGUGAGGUUUUCCCCGGAGUGUGUACCAACGGCCGGUGUGUCAACACCCAGGGCUCUUUCCGCUGUGAUUGUGCGGUGGGUCUCACCUUGGACAGCACUGGACGCACAUGCGUGGACACGCGCAGUGAGCAGUGCUUCUUGAAGUGGCAUGAGGAUGAGUGUGGCGAGCCCCUGCCUGGCAGAUAUCGUCUGGACAUGUGCUGCUGUUCAGUGGGCGCUGCCUGGGGAAUUGACUGCGACGAGUGUCCCAAAACAGACACACUGGAGUACAAAGCCAUCUGCCCCAGAGGGCCAGGCUUUGCCAACAGAGGAGAUAUUCUGACCGGCAGACCGUUUUUCAAAGAUGUGAAUGAGUGCAAGGUGUUCAACGGUCUCUGUACGCAUGGAACCUGCAGAAACACCAUCGGCAGUUUCAAGUGUCGCUGCAACAACGGUUUUGCUCUCACGGCCGAGGAGAGGAACUGCACAGACAUCGACGAGUGCCGCAUCUCCCCUGACUUGUGUGGUAGUGGCACCUGCGUCAACACACCUGGCAGCUUUGAGUGCGAGUGCUUUGAGGGCUACGAGAGUGGCUUCAUGAUGAUGAAGAACUGCAUGGACAUCGAUGAGUGUGAGAGAAACCCCCUGCUGUGCCGCGGAGGAGACUGUUUGAACACAGAGGGGAGUUAUGAGUGUGAAUGUCCCCCAGGACACUCGCUCAGCAAUGAUGGCUCUGCCUGUGAAGAUGUGAAUGAAUGCCAGCUGAGUGAGAACUUGUGCAGGAACGGACAGUGUGUGAACUUGCAAGGAACAUACCAGUGCACCUGUGACACGGGUUACCAAGCCACGCCGGACCGACAGGGCUGCGUUGACAUUGAUGAAUGCACCAUUAUGAAUGGAGGCUGUGAGACCCACUGCACCAACUCAGAAGGCAGCUACGAGUGCAGCUGCAGUGAAGGCUACGCCCUCAUGCCUGAUCUCAGGACGUGUGCAGACAUUGACGAGUGUGAGGAGACACCAGACAUCUGUGAUGGAGGCCAGUGCACCAACAUACCUGGGGAAUACCGCUGUCUGUGUUACGACGGCUUCAUGGCGUCCAUGGACAUGAGGACCUGUAUUGAUGUGAACGAGUGUGAUCUGAACGCAAACAUCUGUCUCCACGGUGACUGUGAGAACACCAAGGGCUCCUUCAUCUGCCACUGUCAGCUGGGAUACUUUGUCAAGAAGGGAUCGACAGGCUGCACAGAUGUGGAUGAGUGCGAGAUCGGGGCUCAUAACUGUGACAUGCACGCUGCCUGCAUCAAUGUUCCUGGAAGCUUUAAAUGCCGCUGCCGGGACGGCUGGGUGGGAGACGGCAUCAAGUGUGUUGAUCAGGAUGAGUGCUCUCUUGAGGACCACAACUGUAACCCCAACGCGGACUGUGUCAACACACCAGGAUCCUACAGGUGCACGUGCAAAGAGGGCUUUAAUGGAGACGGCUUUUCCUGCUCUGACAUGGAUGAGUGUGCAGACAAUGUGAACCUGUGUGAGAACGGCCAGUGUCUGAACGCUCCGGGUGGAUACCGCUGCGAGUGUGAAAUGGGUUUCACGCCCACAGAAGACAGCAAAGCCUGUCAAGACAUUGACGAAUGUAACUUCCAGAACAUCUGUGUGUUUGGAACGUGCCAGAACCUCCCCGGGAUGUUCCGCUGUGUGUGCGAUGAUGGUUACGAGCUGGACCGCAGUGGAGGAAACUGCACUGAUAUCAACGAGUGUGCAGACCCGGUGAACUGUAUCAACGGACUGUGUGUGAACACUCCGGGAGGAUAUCAGUGCAACUGCCCGGCUGACUUUGAGCUCAACCCCACAGGAGUGGGCUGUGUAGAUACUCGCGUUGGCAACUGCUUCCUGGAAAUCAAUCCACGCGGUGACGGAGGAAUCUCCUGCAGCGUGGAGAUUGGCGUUGGAGUGACGAGAGCGUCCUGUUGCUGCUCCCUGGGAGGAGCCUGGGGAAACCCCUGUGAACUGUGCCCCGCCCCCAACUCUACCGAGUAUAAGACUCUCUGUCCUGGAGGAGAGGGAUUCAGACCCAACCCCAUCACUGUUAUCUUGGAAGAUAUUGACGAGUGCCAGGAGCUGCCAGGGCUCUGCCAGGGAGGAAACUGUGUCAACACCUUUGGCAGUUUCCAGUGUGAAUGUCCAGUGGGCUACUAUCUCAAUGAGCAGACUCGGAUCUGUGAGGAUAUUGAUGAGUGCACAGCGCACAUUGGGAUCUGUGGACCUGGUACCUGCUACAACACUCUGGGCAACUACACCUGUGUGUGUCCACCUGAAUACAUGCAAGUCAAUGGAGGAAACAACUGCAUGGACAUGAGGAAGAGUGUGUGCUACCGCAACUUCAACGACACGUGUGAGAACGAGCUGUCCUUCAACAUGACCAAGAAGAUGUGCUGCUGUGCCUACAACGUGGGGAAGGCCUGGAACAAGCCAUGCGAGUCCUGUCCUACCCCUGCUACCUCUGAGUACCAGUUACUGUGUGGAAACCAAGCGCCCGGCUUCAUCAUUGACAUCCACACUGGCAAACCCAUUGACAUUGACGAGUGUAGAGAGAUCCCGGGUAUCUGUGCCAGUGGAGUGUGCAUAAACCAGAUUGGAAGCUUCCGCUGUGAAUGUCCCAUGGGCUUCAGUUACAACAACAUACUGCUCAUUUGUGAAGAUAUUGAUGAGUGUAACAGUGGGGAUAACCUGUGCCAACGUAACGCCAAGUGCAUCAAUAUUCCAGGAAGCUACCGCUGCGAGUGCUCGCCAGGUUUCAAAUUGUCCCCCAGUGGGGCCUGUGUGGAUCGUAAUGAAUGCCAGGAGAUUCCUAAUGUGUGCAGCCACGGCGAGUGCAUCGACACAGAGGGCAGUUACCGCUGCCUCUGCCACAAUGGUUUCAAGGUUUCUGCUGACCAGACCAUGUGCAUGGACAUUGAUGAGUGUGACCGACAGCCGUGUGGCAAUGGUACCUGUAAAAAUACGGUGGGAUCCUACAACUGUCUCUGCUUCCCUGGUUUUGAGCUCACACACAACAAUGACUGCAUGGACAUAGACGAGUGCAGUGCUCUCCAGGGCCAAGUGUGCAGGAAUGGACAGUGUAUCAACGCACUGGGUUCCUUCCAGUGUCUCUGCCAUGAGGGUUAUGAGAACACUCAAGAUGGGAAGAAUUGCAUUGAUAUCAACGAGUGCGUGAGUCUGCCUGGGACGUGUUCUCCAGGAACAUGUCAGAAUCUUGAUGGUUCCUUCAGGUGUAUCUGUCCUCCUGGAUAUGAGGUGCAAAAUGACCAGUGCAUUGAUAUCAACGAGUGUGAGGAGUCCAACAUCUGUCAGUUUGGCACCUGCACCAACACCCCAGGCAGCUUUCAGUGCUCAUGCCAGCCAGGCUUCGUGCUCUCUGACAACAAGCGCCGCUGCUACGAUACCAGAGAAAGCUUCUGUUUCACCAAAUUCGACGCGGGCAAAUGCUCCGUCCCCAAGGCCUUCAACACCACCAAGGCCAAGUGCUGCUGCAGCAAGAUGCCCGGAGAGGGCUGGGGACUGCCCUGUGAGCUGUGUCCACGAGAGACUGACGCUGCUUUCAACACUCUGUGUCCCUACGGCCAUGGAGUCCUGCCUGGACCGGGCGAUGCACGUGAAGAUAUGAAUGAGUGUCUGGAUAACCCAGGCAUCUGCCAGAAUGGUAUCUGCAUCAACACAGACGGCUCCUUCCGCUGUGAAUGCCCCUUCGGAUACAACCUGGAUUACACCGGAGUCAACUGUGUUGACACUGAUGAGUGCUCCAUAGGAAACCCGUGUGGAAAUGGAACCUGCACUAAUGUGGUGGGAGGUUUUGAGUGUUCAUGCCAUGAGGGAUUUGAACCUGGACCCAUGAUGACUUGUGAAGACAUCAACGAGUGCUCCCAGAAUCCUCUGCUUUGUGCUUUCCGGUGUGUCAACACUUUUGGUUCCUAUGAGUGCAUGUGUCCUGCGGGCUAUGUGCUGCGAGAUGACCAACGCAUGUGUAGAGACCAGGACGAAUGCGCAGAGGGUAUGGAUGACUGUGACUCCAAGGGCAUGACCUGUAAAAACUUAAUUGGUACCUUCAUGUGUAUCUGCCCUCCCGGCAUGCAGCGGCGACCAGAUGGAGAAGGGUGUAUGGACCUGAACGAGUGUCGCGCCAAGCCUGGCAUCUGUAAGAAUGGACGCUGCACCAACACAGUAGGAAGUUACCGCUGCGAGUGCAAUGACGGUUUUGAGCCAAGCUCCACUGGAACUGAAUGUAUCGACAACAGAAAGGGCUACUGUUACACCGAGGUUUUGCAGACGAUGUGCCAGCAGUCGUCCACCAACAGGAACAGUGUGACUAAGUCUGAGUGUUGCUGUAACAUGGGCCGAGGCUGGGGUUCACAAUGUGAGCUCUGCCCGCUGCCUGGUACUGUGCAGUACAAGAGGAUGUGUCCACUCGGACCAGGCUACACCACUGAUGGAAGAGACAUCAACGAGUGCCAGGUGAUGCCAGAUCUGUGUCAAAAUGGUCAGUGCAUCAACACAAUUGGAUCCUUCCGCUGUCACUGCAACAUGGGAUACAAGACGGACUUCACCGCAACUUCCUGCAUCGAUUUGGAUGAAUGUGCUCUGUCUCCGAAGCCGUGUAACUUCCUGUGCAAAAACUCAGAGGGCAGCUACCUCUGCUCCUGCCCCAGAGGAUACAUCUUACAGCCAGAUGGAAAGACAUGCAAAGAUCUGGAUGAGUGUUCGACAAAGCAGCAUAAUUGCCAGUUCCUCUGUGUCAACACCAUCGGAGGCUUCACCUGCAAGUGUCCUCCCGGCUUCGCCCAGCACCAGACUGCCUGCAUCGACAAUAAUGAGUGUGCAGCUCAGAACAGUGCGUGCGGCUCUCGGGCCUCUUGCAUUAACACGGCGGGUAGCUUUAAUUGUGAGUGCUCUAAAGGGUUCUCCUUGGACACCACUGGCAUCGAGUGUGAAGAUGUGGAUGAAUGUAGCAGUAACCAUCGCUGUCAGCACGGCUGUCAGAACAUGCUGGGAGGCUUUCGCUGCGGCUGUCCUCAGGGCUAUGUGCAGCACUACCAGUGGAACCAGUGUGUGGAUGAGAACGAGUGUCAGGGAGGAUCUGUGUGUGGCUCCGCCUCCUGCUACAACACACUGGGAAGCUUCAAGUGUGUGUGUCCUUCUGGCUUUGACUUUGAGCAGAACAGUGGAGGCUGCCAAGACGUGAAUGAAUGUUCCGCAGGCGGCAACCCCUGUAUCUACGGCUGCUCCAACACUGAUGGAGGCUACCUGUGUGGAUGUCCUGGUGGUUUCUACAGAGCUGGACAGGGUCACUGUAUAACAGGCUCAGGUUUCUCAGGCGAGUUUGUGGAGGGUGAGGAUGAUGACAGUCUGUCUCAUGAGGCCUGCUAUGAGUGCAAGAUCAAUGGAGGUGGAAAGAAUGGAAGACACAGGCGCAACGCUGAUAAAAAUGACAUAAACCAGGAGCCAGACGUGAGCAUGGCCAGUAUGGACACUCAGGGCUCCAUCCCCAUGAACCUCUCUUUGGCCACGCUGGUCAACAGGGAGCCUCUGCUUGAGCUUCUGCCUGCCCUGCAGCCUCUGGAAAACCACGUACGCUAUGUCAUCACACACGGCAAUGCUAACGAACACUUCCGCCUGCUGGAACGCCGCGACGGAAAGAGCGUGCUCCGACUUGGCAAGAGGCAGCCUCCACCAGGAUCCUACCGGCUGGAGAUCGCCAGCCUGCCGCUGUUUGGGCCCCGAAGACUACACCAGAUGGAGAAGCAGCAUGACAGUGACUACCUACAAGCAGAAAUAGGAAACGCCCUGCGCAUCAAACUUCACAUCCACCUGCACUGAGCUCAUAAUGUGUCCCUGGACUGAUUUUUUUUUUUUUAAAGCCUUUGAGUUUUAUUCUGACCUUCUAUUCAAUAAUUCCAUCUCUCAGCUUACCCCCCCCCCCCCUCCCCCCGCGGGACCAUCCCCACCAUCAGGGGGGUUAUCAAGGGCAAUGAAAAACUGAGUCAAUCAGCCCAACUCACUACCACUUUGUUACUGUUCAUGUUAUUAUAUGUUCAUGUUUUUUUUCUUGACUACACUCCUUCUAGUGCCCCUCCACUUCUACCUGACCUAGCACUCUUUUUCCACUGAGUUGUCCAGUGGAAUAGAUGGCAGAGAGGUGUCUUUGUGCUUGGACCACUGCGCUGAGUAAAAACAAAACAGCAGACAGAUGACCCACAAGUCCAUGAAGCACUUUUGUAGACAAGCAAAACAAAAGUGGCCAAAAUGUUGGUAUUUAAAUCACUGUGCAGGAGCUGAAGUGAUUAAUUUUUUCAUUACAAACAAUAUUAAAGUUAUAUUGAGUGUAGAGAUCGGGGAUCAGGUGCUAUCAUAGUGGUCUGAGGACUCUUUCACCUCUCUGUAAUCUUGGAGGAAAAAAAAAAAAUCACAACACUGGGGAACAAGGAUUGUCACGUCUGCCCCUCUCAGUAUUGUAGUGUGUCAUUUAAUGUGUUUGUGCUGUUUUAAAAUGUUAACACGAAGGACUGCAACAUUUACACAGCAUUUCAGGUUCUUCUGUCUGUAGCAGUCUGUUUUAUAGCUGGAUGCCAACCAAUUCUCAGACGAGAAAACAGCAACUGCUGUGUUCUCCAUCUGAUGUGACUGACUUUCUGACCUGCCUGCAGGCUGUGGCAAGCAGGGAUCGACGUGUUUGCAUGUGUGUGCUGUCAUGUUUGGUUACCUCAGUACCUCUCGUCGGGUAUGGACACCAUGCUGUGAUGCUGACUGUAAAACAAGAGAGGGUGCUAGUGUCCCUCAGCAUCCACCAUACGCAGGGAUCACAUCAGUUAGCUUGUAGACUUUAAAGAAGAUAGACCAGGUCAUUGUAUUUUAUCCUUUAAGGGAUUAAGACUUCAGGUGCACUGAGUUUGGACCUGAUAGCGACCUGGAUUGUAAAAAGCUUCAGAGGAAUGGUGCUGUAGCCCACAGGCUGAAAUUGAUAAUAAGCUGACUUUAGCUGACUUCUUUGACUUUACAGUGAGUUUGAUGUCGGAGGUCUCGUUUACAACGCAAAAAAAGAGACACACAGCUGAAUACAAUGACGGUCUAAAAGGUACAUGACGUGUUAACAUUACCUAAGCUGUAACUAAAGGUAGUGCUUGGCAGUGUAAGGACACGCACAGGUGAACACGAAACCUCACAGAAAAACAAGCAAACAUUUGUCAGGUCAUCUUUCAUUUCUCUCAAAGAGAAAAACGGUGCUAGAUAAUGAUACCAUCUCUCUUACGAUGUACAAACAAAGUGCAGUCUUGAAUUUGGAUUGCAAACGUGACACUUCUUUUUGCUAGGUUUUAUUUUUGUGUUUGUCUGUCUUUUGUAUUGUCUCAGUGCUGAAAAAAAACAAACAAUAUUAUCAAACUUGCUUCUUGAAAAUUAAAUUGUAUAUUUUUAAAUGAAAUGUUUUUUUUUUUUAUGUCAAGGCUGCCAUACCAAAUACUCACAGUAAACCCAACUGAAGGCUUGUAGUUUCAAAACUUGGCAAAUGCAGCAUCCUACUUGUUGAUCAUUGACUGAAUCAUUUAAAACCCCUGGCACCAGUCAUGUCAGAAAAGAAAGGAAUCAAUAUUGUUAUUAUAAAAGCGUACACUGUCUGUACAAUACCAUUAAAGCCAACAAAACCAUCCCCAAGAAGGAUUUUUGGUGCUAAUUAAUAUUUUAUUCUCUUUACAAUAACGGUUGCUGCACUGUCCCACAGCCUAGGCAAUGUUUAUAACACAUAACCAUUUUUCUAACCUGGGAACCUUUGUAUACUUUGUGUCUUUAUUGUCAGUUUGUAAUUUUUCUCCUAUUUGCCACUAUGUUUAAAAGAAAAUGCAGUGUGCUGCGUGUGCAUACUGUAUCUCAGUGUCAGUGACAAACUUGAAACAAUAUUGUCAUUGUCUGCUUGCAUUGAAAUAUCUUGUGCUUUAUAUUCAAAAAGGAGUCUGCAGUUGAAAUGUCUAGCACAUGCCUGACAUCUGCUUUACCAAAGUCCAGCUGAAAGCUGAAAUGACAAUCAUCCAGAUGCACAUCUACUAGUUAGGGAGUAAUAAAUCAUUCAGCCAUUGUGGAAUUUCUUUUAAUAUGAUCAUCUUUGUGCAAGACAAACACCAAAGAUUUAGCAAACCAUCUGGCAGUCUGUAAGAUUACAGCAAUUCAUAUAAAAUUGUACACUUUUGUCCAAUGACAUAAAUGGCAAUAAAGUAUUGUGGGUUAUAUUUUUAA